CCAUCCGGUUGGCUGCGGUGCUAUGGGGGCCGGUUGCUGUGGAGACGGAGCGAAGGGAGGCGGGUGACAGGUCGGUCCCGGCUCGGGCGGCUCCGGGACCUGGAGCAGGAGGAAGAACAGGAGGAGUGGGCCGGGAUUGGGACCAGGCCGGGACCGGGUAUAGCAGGAGUUUGGGCUCCCGAUGCCCCUUCGUGAUCCGGAAGAUGCCGGCGGGCGGCGGAGAGCCCCCCUCCAGGAGAGAGUACUUCAAGGAUGCCACAUUCCCCGCCUCCGACUCUUCCCUCUUCUGCACCUUUGCCACUCCCCUGGCGCAGUUCCGAGAAGAGAUCACCUGGCUGCGGCCUCAGGAAAUUUGUUCCACUCCUCGCUUGUUCCCAGAUAACCCCCAGGAAGGCCAGAUAAAACAAGGGAUUCUGGGAGACUGCUGGUUCCUUUGUGCCUGUGCAGCCCUCCAGAAGAGCAAACACCUCCUUGAUCAGGUGAUUCCUCCGGGACAGCCCAGCUGGCCAGAUCUAGCCUAUCGUGGGUGCUUCACCUGUCGGGUGUGGCAGUUUGGAGAGUGGGUGGAGGUGACCGUGGAUGACCGCCUGCCUUGCCUUGGGGGACGACUGUGCUUUUCCCAGUGUCAGACUGAAGAUGUGUUCUGGCUCCCCUUGCUGGAAAAGGUGUAUGCCAAGGUGUACGGUUCCUAUGAACAUCUGUGGGCAGGGCAGGUGGCAGAUGCCUUGGUGGAUCUAACUGGAGGGCUGGCAGAAAGGUGGAGCCUGAAGGAGCCAGGAAGAAACAAUGACAAGCCAAGCAGCCUCAGCAACGUGGAGCAGAGGACCUUCCGCAAGCUGCUGGACCUCAAGGACCAGUGUGUGAUAAGCUGCUCAGUGCUCAGCUCCAGAGAAGGUGCCAGUGAAUUGGGGGAGUUUCACGCCUUCAUCAUCUCAGAUGUGCGGGAGCUCCACAGCAGCUCAGGCAGGGAGAUGCUUCUGCUCCGGAUUCUGAACCCGUGGGGUCGGCGGUGCUGGCAAGGGCCCUGGAGAGAAGGGGGUGAAGGAUGGAGCCAGUUAGAUCCAGCGGAUGCUUCCGAACUCUCAUCCCAGCUCCAGGAAGGCGAAUUUUGGGUUGAAGAGGAGGAGUUUAUCAGGGAGUUUGAUGAGAUCACUAUCAGCUAUCCAGUCACCAAGGAGGGCCACCUGCAGAGCCUCUACACUGCCACCGUGUUACGUCACACUCAGAAGCUGCUCGGGGCCUGGGUCAAAGGGCAGUCUGCAGGAGGUUGCCGUAACAACAGCAGCUUCCCUAGCAACCCCAAAUUCUGGCUGCGGGUCCUGGAACCAAGUGAAGUAUGCAUUGCCCUCCUGCAGAGACCGCGAGUGUGCCAGGCCGACUGGGCCGGCAGGAUCCUGGCCCCGACUGCAAGCAGAGAGAGCAGACCAGCCCUGAGCCCGCCAGGCUUCCCAGGGAAGGAUUAUCAAGCAGUGGGACUCCACGUGUGGAAGGUAGAGAAGAAGCGGGUCAAUCUGCUGGGGGUCCUUUCUGCCCCGCCUGUGGCAGGCACUGCCUGCCAUGCUUAUGACCGGGAAGUCCAUAUGCGCUGUGCCCUCUCUCCGGGCUACUACUUGGUGGUCCCCAGCACCUUCCUGAAGGACGCCGCCGGGCACUUCCUCCUGAGAGUGUUUUCUAGCGGCAGGAUCUCUCUCAGUGAAAUCAAGGAAAUCAAGGCAGCCUCCAGCAGCGCCUCUGCCCCUGAAGACCUUGCUGCUGGCGAGUGGGAGACCGUGCAGCUGAAGGGACAUUGGAGACGGGGCCAGACUGCGGGCGGCAGCAGGAACUUCCCAUCCUAUCCCAGCAAUCCGUGCUUCCCCCUCUCGGUCCCCCUGGGCACGGGGCCCCGCUGCAUCCGAGUCACAUUGCGCCAGCACUGCCAGGACAGGGAGUGUCACCCCAUUGGCUUCCACAUUUUCCAGAUGCCAGUGAGUGGCUGGCCUCGGGGGGCUUCCUCCCUGCUCCACCUGGAGCCCCUGCUCAGCUGUGUACCUCAUCGCUAUGCCCAGGAAGUGAGCCAAAUGUGUCGCCUCUCUGCGGGCAACUACAGGAUCGUGCCGUCCACCUACCUGCCUGACACCGAGGGGGACUUCACCAUCAUCAUAGCGACUCAGAUAGACAGGAGGCCUAUUCGGAGCCAGGAGACCCUGGGGCAGCUCCUACAGGAGGUCUCCUUCACAGCAGUGAUGAAAAGAUAACUGGAAAUGCCCCACACGAGAGCAUCCAGGUAGCGAACAACGAGACCCCGGAGAUGGCCGGACCGCUCUCGGCUAGGGCCACUGCCUGGUGGCCCAGCUCUUCUCCUGUCUGCCCAGGUGCUCCACCAUCAGACCCACCAACACUGCUGAUACCUCAUUUCUUCCCUUGGUCCCGAUGGCCAGCUUUAUAGGAACCUCAUCAGCCUUGACUGUGACGUGGCGCUUCUUAAAGAAAAACUUGGGCUUGUGGGAAGCCAGAAAAGUCAUCCCCCCCCCCCCCCCACGGAUGCAGGGCUCCAGGCUCCAAGUCGCUGCCUGAGGGGGAAAGUGGUGAGGACUGUGGGGAGAGUUUGGGGUUGAGAAGUAGGUGCCUGGAUGGAGGCUAGGAGGGACCUUGGGGAGUCACGUUAACUCGGAAGUGGCCGCUUUCCCAGGGAGGGAGGAGAUGAUGUGAAGUUUGAACCGGGGCCUCCAGCUCCGCAUCCAGCACUUGGCACAUCCAGAACAAGGCUCAGCCCAGAAGGAUGGUUCCAGAAUCGAGGCCGCUCAGACCGAGGCAACAAGAAGGGUUGUUGGGAAUUGAUUCAAGCCCUGUUAGGGAGGAACGGAAGAUCCCAGCAGGGAGGUGGCCUCCACUGCCCACGCCUGGCUUUCUCUGUCAAGGACGAGCACAGAAGGGAACUGGACCGGGGCCUUUGGCUUCCCACAGUGAGCUCGAGUCCCGCGGCCCAGACGAGCUACCUCAUGAGUCAGUGUGGGUCGUCUUGGAGCGCUUUGGAGAAGGGAAACUGGAUUUUCAAAAUGGAGAACAGAGUAGAGCCUUCUUGGCACUUACUCGUGGGUGGCUCGUGAGGACGGGUCGCUCAGCACCUGAAGGACGUUGUCAGGAGCGGUCAUUCGGCUCAGCAGACAUUUAUUAAGUGCCCAGUUUGUGCGGGGACAUCUGCUGGGCACUGGGGAUAAAAAGACAAGGAAAUGGGCCCAGCCCUCAAGAACUGACUUCUUGGGGGAGCCAAAGCCCAAGAAUAUACCAGGUGCUCAGAGGACAAGGACAAGAACGUGAACAGCCCGGAGGAGGUGAGGAUUGGGGUUCAGAGAGGAGGGAACCCCUGAGCCUCGAAUGGAGCAGUGGGCAGAAGUUGAAGAGAGAAAUAAGGAAAAACCGCUGCUCAGUGGGAGCUGGCCAAGGGGGUGACAGGGUGCCCUGGGAGGUAGAAGGGUCUCUGGCCCUCGAGGCUUCACUCAAACGUGUCUUGGGGCCCAGGAAUCCGUCGGUCUGGCCAGCCCCUGUGGUCUCUCCCAGCUUGAGACUGAGUGAAUCCAAUUCUCAGUGAGGCAAGAGUCUUUCAAGGACUUGUGACGUUCACUGGUGCGGGUCCUUGUCACAGAUGCAGAUUGCAGCCCAUCUCGACCAGUGUCUCCCACGGUGACCCAGGGGUGCAGCGAGGCUAAGGGACAGGCCCUCUGGUUGUGUCACAGUACGAGCCAGGGCUUCCAGACUCCGGCACUGCCUCUCCUGACCAUCCGCCGAAUUCAGAGAUGCCCUCGCGUCAGGAAAUGGAUUCUAAAGCUGUUUCUUAUGGGAAACAUUUUUAAGAUUGUAAUUUUCGUAAUAAACAUGUCAAUACAAAA
Monodelphis domestica (gray short-tailed opossum) is the source of this 3866-nucleotide messenger RNA. RefSeq names its product calpain 10 (gene CAPN10). Lineage: Eukaryota; Metazoa; Chordata; Mammalia; Didelphimorphia; Didelphidae. Gene Ontology annotation, molecular function: calcium-dependent cysteine-type endopeptidase activity. Gene Ontology annotation, biological process: proteolysis. The record is from RefSeq and is a predicted model, not a curated record.